This is a messenger RNA of Rhea pennata, 1929 nucleotides long. RefSeq lists its product as uncharacterized. The record is from RefSeq and is a predicted model, not a curated record. NCBI's taxonomy places the organism in Eukaryota, Metazoa, Chordata, Aves, Rheiformes, Rheidae. Gene Ontology annotation, biological process: cellular response to lipopolysaccharide; regulation of transcription by RNA polymerase II. The coding region runs from base 225 to 1301 and encodes 358 amino acids. The transcript is spliced from 6 exons.
CAGCCCUGCCUGGAUCCCUGCCUGAAUCCCUGCCUGGAUCCCUGCCUGCAGCCCUGCCUGGAUCCCUACCUGCAGCCCUGCCUGCAGUCUUACCUGCACCCCUGCCUGGAUCCCUGCCCGAAUCCCUGCCUGAAUCCCUGCCUGGAUCCCUGCCUGCAAUCUUACCUGCACCCCUGCCUGGAUCCCUGCCUGGAUCCCUACCCGAAUCCCUGCCUGCAGCCCACAUGCCCCCACCAGAUCUCUGUUUCCAGAGGCCACCGCCAGACACGCCGUCUCUGCCCAGGGCCGACUCCGAGGAGAUGGUCACUUACAUCUCCGAGGGCAUGACGGUGACCUCAGCCGACGAGGAGAAGCUGCAGCUGCUGAACAAGAACACGGAGCUGCGGCGCCUCAACAAGGAGCUCGUGAAGCUCAACCAGGAGUGGGACCGGAUCUACCACAGCACCGCGCGGGGGCUGCAGCAGAAGGUGCGGGCGCUGCAGCAGGAGAUGCUGAGCCUCAGGCAGCUCACGGAGCGGCUCGCCGCGAAGCUGGACCGCGAGCAGAGCAAGAGCGAGUACUACGAGCAGACCCUGAUCCAGGAGCUGAAGAAGAACCAGCAGCUGCAGGAGCACGUGCGGCAGCUGGAAGGCAACCGGCACCGCGGCCAGGACGGGCGGCACGCACUGGCGGUGAGUUGGGGGUCCCCGGCCCCCCGUGACCCGCCGGGGCGGUGCGAGCCGCAGCGGGGCCCCAGGCUCGCGGCCGACCCUCCCUCCCUCCUCCUCCUCCUCCUCCACCGGCUUCGCCCUCCGCAGAGCCCCGAGCGCGCGGCUGCCCCGCGCCCGCCGCCGCAGGGGGGCUGCGGGCAGCGCGCCCCAAGCAGCGGGCAGCCCGACAAGGAGGUGACCGACCUGAAGGAGCAGCUGGAGGCCCUGAAGUGCCAGACGGAAAUUUAUGAGGCCGAUUACAGGACGGAGCACCGGGACCGCGAGCGCGUCGAGGCCGAAAACGAGAAGCUGCGGAAGAAGGAAGAGGAGAUGAGGCUGCAGAUGGUGCUGCUGCAGGAGCAGCUCAAGAUCUUUGAGGACGAUUUCAGGAAAGAAAGGUCAGAUAAGCAGCUGCUCCAGCGCCUCCUGAAGAGCAAGUCUACCUCCAGGGAGCCCGUCCUGGUCCAUCGCUGCAACGGCCACGACAAGCCAGGCCCGCCUGCCUCUUCCGCCCCGAGCUGCGGCCGGCACUGCGAGAAGCCCAGCCACAAGCAAGGCGAGCACGCCGGACGCUCGGAGGCCCACAUCCCCGCUUUCGGCGGAGACUACUAGGAACAAGAAGUGGACUCCCCUCCUCGCCUUUCGCCCUGCUUCGUGCCCUCUCCUGCGCCAGCAGCCGGGUGGAUCCAGGAUCCUGCAUACAGGACCUGGGAUGCUUGUUCACCCGCUGCUGGUGGACAACCCUCCUCGGGAGCUCCUCAGUCAGGGCUGCCUUGGCUGCCCGCGGUCCAGCCCAGCAGAGCAGAACUUACUCCAUCUUCACCAUAAUCUCUCCUUCGUUUUUUCAAGGCCUGGAUGCAAGAGCAGGAAGUUUGAAUCUUUUUGACUUGGAGCACCAGCUAGAAAGUCCAGGGCCUGUAAAAAGAUAACCAGGAAAAAGGCCUGAGCCCAGUGGCUAUGUCGGUGCUAGGGAAGGGCUCUGCCGCCCCUGCGGCUGCCGGGGACUCUCGCUACGCUGCUGCCGCUCAGCCCUGGUUCCAGCAGCAUCUCUUUGGGCUGCGAUCGCUCCCGUGGAGGGGCUUUCGUUCAAGCACUUGGAGGCUUCAGCUACUCUCUCCCCAGGCUGGAACUGGAGGAGGAAUGGCUAGGGUCAAAUCCAGAUUUAUUUAUGCUAAUCCAUUUUCUUGGCAUCCUGUUGAGACUUUCUAUAAGCAAUUGAAUAAAAAAAAUACAAAAUGAA